Molecule: messenger RNA, 998 nt
Organism: Paramecium primaurelia
Lineage: Eukaryota; Ciliophora; Oligohymenophorea; Peniculida; Parameciidae
Source: the annotation of a GenBank genome assembly
AUGGCAAACUUAAUUUAUUGUAAUAAUGGAUAUAUUUGCUUUGAAGGACUUAUGGAAUUCUUAUUAAGCUUAUUCUAUUUAUGUUAUUUAUUCAUGAGCUAUAGAAUAAUUACUCAUGAUAAAAGUGGAGUUCUUGUUCAAAUUGAUAGAUAUUUAUGUUUUGCUGCUUUGAUCUAAAUAUUUUUGCAGACUAUUUAUUUUUUAUAUUUUGGUAAUUAGAAUAUAUUUAUUAGAUACUAAGAUAAUGAUUUUUUAUUAUCAACUAUUAAAUGUAUGGGAAUAGCAAUGUAAAUAAUGAUUUGCAAUAUUUUGGGAUCUAUUAUAGGUGAUGAGGAAUAAGCACCAAAAGUUUGGUAAUUAGCUAAAGCUUUGCUUAUAAGUACUUUUAUUUUAUGGUUUUGGGCUGGAAUAGUUCAUAAAAGUGCAAUUGAGUAAAUAUUUAUAUGAUUUUAUUAGUUAUAAUUGUGUUUAGGUUGAUUAUCUAAUAGUCUCAAGUAUUGGAUUGUUUUUGGCUUGUGGUUCAUUUUAUAUGGGAAACUUGGCAUUAGAAGGUCUAAUGGAAUAUAAAAAUAAAUUGGUUUUUUAUUAUUUUUAAUUUAUUUUAGGAUAUUGCAAGAUCUGGAAAUAUUUAAGUAUAAUAAAAUGCUUAAAAAUAUGAAUAAGUAUUAAUUAGAAUAAAAUAAAUUACAUUAAUGCAUUGUAUAAUUUAUUAUUUAUUAGAUUGUGGAUUACUACAAUUUGGUGUAUAAUUUGCAUUUGAUAUAUUUACUUAUAUAAAAUGUGAUAAUUCAAAAGAAUGUACUAAUUAUUAUAAUGCAUCAUCAACUAUUUCGGUUUUAUUUAUUAAUUAAAUUAUUAAGGUUCUAUAUUUAACUAUAUACAAAUUGAUUUAAUUCACUACUCUUCCUGCUACUAUUUUUUGGAUAUUUUAUGAAAUGAAUAAAUCUAAAUUUCAAGAAGAAGACAGAAAUACUAUUGAAAUGAAUAUCACUUAAUGA